Psylliodes chrysocephalus is the source of this 447-nucleotide messenger RNA. Lineage: Eukaryota; Metazoa; Arthropoda; Insecta; Coleoptera; Chrysomelidae. The record is from the annotation of a GenBank genome assembly.
GUUGGAGCCAAAACAAAACCUAUGAGUCUAGUUUUCUCACUUCAAUGAGACAACAUGAGAAAAAUAUCUUAAUGAAUUGCGAAUUAAAAUUUAAACACAUGAGAAUGGACAAUGUAUAUGAUAUGCUUUUGGAAUGCCAAAGCAACAAUGUUAAGGCCGAAUUUCAGUCUAAAAUUAUCGGAAGCAUCGUAUUGACUUAUUAUAAUAAUAAGACUUACAAAAUUGACGAUAUAGAUUUUAACACUACCCCGAGUAGUACAUUUUCCAAAAAAGAUGACACUCAAAUAUCAUGCAUUCAAUAUUAUCGUGAAAAAUACAACAUCAACAUUGAGGUGCCGAAUCAACCAAUGUUAAUUUCUCAUAGUAAACCUAGAGAAAUCAGAGCAGGCAUGUCAGAAAUUGUACAGUUAGUAUCAGAGCUGUGCCAGAAAAUAUAACAUCAUUAUU